AUGCCUCCCAAAAAAACCGACCCUGAUAAGCUUGUCGUCAUGCGUGUCAAGUUUGACACAACCAACGACCGUCUGGAAAAAAUCAUCAAAAAGGUUGAAUCUUCGCUCGAAACCAUGUCUUCCGCAAACGCCUCGGCCUUCUUUGCGAAAAUUUCUUCGCUCGCCAUCGAAUUAGAACGCUCAUUCACGGACAUCGUCGAGGCAGUCGGUUCAUCUUCUCCAGAUGUGGUGAAAGAAGUGAAACUAAUUUACAACAACACUGCUGCUGAGUGCGACUUGUCCCUCGUCGCCAUCGGGGCUCUCGCCCAUCCCGAGGGUAUUCCUCCGCCAGAUAAACAUCCGAAAGAGGAGCGCCAGCGUAAAGUAGAUUUUCGGAAAUUCGAAAAAGAAUGUCCGAAAUCGUGGUUUGAACAGCUAGAGGUCGUCUUCAAAGCGAUGCACAUCGACGCCGACUACCAACGCUUUGCUGCCCUUCUGAAACUUGUAGAUCAUCAAGCCGGAGCCUUGCUCAGCUCCAUCACAAGAGCCAAUCCAAAAGACGCUUACGUGCAGGCCCGUAAG
This is a messenger RNA of Paramuricea clavata, 561 nucleotides long. NCBI's taxonomy places the organism in Eukaryota, Metazoa, Cnidaria, Anthozoa, Malacalcyonacea, Plexauridae. The record is from the annotation of a GenBank genome assembly.